GGGGCACAGGGUAUUUGUAAAGGCUAGAAUCACAGUGACACUGAUGCUCUGACUUUUGGAAAACCGAUACGUCUUGACGUUGUACCAAAUACGAUGACUGAGUCUACACCUGUUGUAUCAAUAUUAACUUCAAGUGGCACUGGGUCAAGCUGGAGAACAUGUCUGGCUGCAGGCUUCUUUCCAAAGCAGGGCAAGUUAUCUCUAAACUUAAAUAACCCCGAAGAAACUCAGAACUACAGUUUUACCAAUGCUGUGCUGUCCAAGACAGAUAAGACCUAUUACUAUGCUGCAUUUUCCCAAAAGGAAAUUAAAACAUGCAAAAUGAACGACACUGUUGAGAAAUAUGAAGGAAAACCAACAGCACCCCCCCAAACAUGUGACACAAACAGCAUUACCAUUGCCAGUCAGACCAAUCAGACCAUAUUAAAUAUUUCUGGUGAUCCUAAGGGGAACACCAUGCUAUUGGUUGUGACUGGUCUCAGACUCCUGUUGGCUAAAGCAGUUGGUUUAAAUAUAAUGGUGACAAUUAAAGCAAUUCUUUUCUAAAGUGAGACAAGUUCAGAACCUUCCCUUCAACCUCUUGCCUAAUCUAAGUAUGUGGAUAUACAACUAGGCAGCAAAACCUCCAGGGAAUUAACUUUUAUACUGUUUAUAUAAGUCUAGAUGGACAGAAAUGAAAGCUGUAGGCACUUAAUUUCAUAGGAGUUUAUAAGUGUUCUUUGACGUUUCCUAUUAAAAUUACUUUUUUUAAAUUAAAAAUGUUUUUGGAAAGCACA
Messenger RNA from Neoarius graeffei (lesser salmon catfish), 776 nucleotides. RefSeq lists its product as uncharacterized. The transcript is spliced from 4 exons. The coding region runs from base 94 to 546 and encodes 150 amino acids. NCBI's taxonomy places the organism in Eukaryota, Metazoa, Chordata, Actinopteri, Siluriformes, Ariidae. The record is from RefSeq and is a predicted model, not a curated record.